This is a messenger RNA of Girardinichthys multiradiatus, 5964 nucleotides long. It is a transcript of the gene ttc13, whose product is annotated as tetratricopeptide repeat domain 13. Bases 142 to 2622 code for a protein of 826 amino acids. Gene Ontology annotation, molecular function: protein binding. NCBI's taxonomy places the organism in Eukaryota, Metazoa, Chordata, Actinopteri, Cyprinodontiformes, Goodeidae. The record is from RefSeq and is a predicted model, not a curated record. The transcript has 23 exons.
ACCGCUUAUAUUCGACGUGAUACCGGAAAAGCCGGUUUUGACGCGCAGCAAAGCGGCUCGGUAUUUGUAGUUUUGAUUAGCUCCCAGAUUGCGGGCUUCUUGUUCUGACUGCUGCAGCUUCCGUCACUCAUGUAGCCGAACAUGGCCCCUGCCAGCCGGGCUGUUGCUGUGGUAGCGCUCUCGCUGCUGUACCUGUGCGGGGGGAUCAUCUCCAGCGAGUUUUUCUCCACUCUCACGCUGUUCAACAACGAGCUCCACAAGCAGGACUGCAGCUCGCUGUCCGAGUGGGAGGACUACGCUGCGGACUGCGAGUCUUCAGUUUUACAGUUCGAGGAUCCAGACUGCAUGGAGGGAAGCAACCCGCCCUGCGAGUCUGUCUUCUCGCUUAAUGCUGAAAAGAUCCUGAACCAAGCCAAGUUGUUUAUAGAGCAAAAAAAAAUCCCCUUCCCCGUAGACAACCAGAACACAAACGAGGAACUUGCUAUAUGCUACGUUUUGAUAGGAAAUGGCCUUUAUGAUGAAGCCAUUAAACAUUUCUCACUCCUGCUGCAGAGCGACCCAGAGUUGGUCAGUGCCAUCUAUGGAAGAGGGAUAGCUUAUGGCAAGAAAAGCUUGCAGGACAUAAAGAAUGCUGAUCUGGCGCUGUACGAGCUCAACCGGGUCAUCGCCCUCGAGCCGAACUGGCCAGAAGUCUAUGAGCAGAGAGCUGAGAUUCUGUCCCCUCUGGGUCGGAUCAGCGAGGCUCUGAGUGACCUCACCAAAGCCAUCCAGCUGCAGCCAUCAGCUCGUCUCUACAGGCACAGAGGAACUCUGCUCUUUAUUUCUGAGGAUUAUGUUGCCGCCAUGGAGGACUUUCAGAGAUCCUUAGAGCUGAAGAAGAAUCAGCCCAUUGCCAUGCUUUAUAAGGGUCUCACCUUUUUCCACAGAGGCAUGCUCAAGGAAGCCAUCGAGACAUUCAAAGAGGCUUUGAAGUUGAAGUCUGACUUCAUAGAUGCAUAUAAGAGCCUCGGACAGGCUUACAGAGAACUGGGGGAUUUUGAAUCGGCUAUGGAGAGCUUCCAGAAAGCCCUCAUGCUGAACCAGAACCACAUCCAGUCUCUCCAGCUCCGUGGCAUGAUGCUGUACCACCACGGCUCGUUGCAGGAAGCCAUCGGGAACUUCAAAAGGUGUCUCCAUUUGGAGCCCUACAAUGAGGUGUGUCAGUACAUGAAGGGGUUGAGUCACGUGGCCAUGGGUCAGUUCUAUGAGGGCAUCAAAGCUCAGACUAAAGUCAUGCUGAAUGACCCCCUGCUGGGACAAAAGGCCAGCUCCGAAUACCUCAAAGUGAAAUACCUCCGAGAGUAUUCCCGUUACUUGCACUCCCACCUGGAUAUCACUGUGGCGGAGUACAAUGUGGACCAGGACUUGCCGGGGAAUUUUAAGAACCACUGGGCCAAGAACCUGCCAUUUUUAAUAGAGGACUAUGAGGAACAGCCUGGCCUGCAGCCACAUAUCAAAGACGUGCUGCCACAGAACUUCGACAGCUACAGUACUGAAGUUCAGAAGCUGAUCUGCACGGCGGACCACCUGGGAGCGCUGAUGCAGUACGACACUCCUGGAUUCCUACCAAACAGAAGAAUACACAGAGCCAUGGGUUUAGCAACGCUGGAAGUGAUGCAGGCGAUGCACCGGACGUGGAGCAACUCCAAAGUGCGAGUUAACGGAAAGACCCGGCAAAUGCAGUGGAGAGACAUGUUUGACAUAGCGGUCAAAUGGAGGAGGAUCUCAGAUCCAGACCAGCCAGUUCUCUGGUUAGAUCAGAUGCCAGCCAGGAGCCUCAGCCGAGGCUUCAACAAUCACAUCAAUCUCAUCAGGGGACAGAUUAUUAAUAUCAGAUACCUGGCCUACUUUGACAACAUCCUAGAAUUUAUCAAAGACAGAAUAUUAGUGUACCAUGGAGCAUACAACCCGAGAGGCCUCCUGGAGGUCCGCCAAGCACUUGAAAAUGUGAAUAAAGUAGAAGAUCUGCUGCCAAUAAUGAAACAGUUUAAUAGUAAAACUAGAGAUGGAUUCACCGUUAACUCCAAGGUGCCGAGCAUGAAGGAUCCUGGGAAGGAGUACGACGGCUUUACCAUAACCAUCACUGGAGACAGGGUGGGAAACAUGUUGUUCUCUGUAGAGACCCAGACAACAGAAGAGCGGACACAACAGUACCAAUCAGAGAUCGAGUCCAUCUACAAAGAUCUCACAGUCAAAGGGAAGGCACUGAUGCUGUCUACCGAGCUUGGGGACGCAGAUGCAGUCUGCAAACUGAUCCUUUCUGUGAUUUAUUACUUCUGCAACCUCAUGCCUCUAUCCAGAGGAUCCAGUGUUGUGGCGUACUCUGUGGUUAUGGGGGCACUGAUGGCCAGUGGGAAGGAGGUCAUCGGUAGGAUCCCAAAAGGAAAGCUGGUAGAUUUUGAAGCCAUGACAGCACCAAGUCCAGAAAGCUUCAGUAAAACAGCAAAGAGCUGGAUGAAUCUCAAAAGUUUACCGAGUUGGUACCGGAGUCUUCCAUCUGUAGCAGAGACCUUCCCGUCUAUCAGAACAAUGAUCGAGGUUCUCAACACAGACUCAUCUUCGCAUUGUCCAAAGAAGUCUUAACAUCUUCCAACGCUCAGAGAAAUCUGUCUAAUAAGGUCUUAAAAAUGAAACUUCUGCACAAAACUGUAAAGGGACAGACUUCUACAUCCCAAAUAACACUAGAGUGAUCCUUUUUUAACUUCAUACCAAAAGUGACCCUUGAUCUCAUUUUUGGUAUAAAUUCUGGUUUAUUCUCAGUCCCUCCAUCCAUAAAUAUUCCCUUACCAUUACUUUUAAAUUUGUAUUUAAUACAAGGUAUUUUGCUACAUGCUUUAAACUUAGCACCAACAAUUAGUUUCAGAUACAGUCAGGUGUAAGAUAUAUUUGCUGCUACUUUAAACAUUAAAAAGAAUCAACAAGUGGAUGGUUAAAGUUAUGCUCUGGUUUAAAUAUUUUAGCACAUCAAGCUUUAAACAGAUCUACCAUUUUGUUAGGGACGUAGAACUAAUUCUGUCCUUUGCUCUUUCUCUGCCUUAUAGGCCUCGCGCUGAUGCACCCAAAGCACAAAAUCCAUCCAUCGAACACAUCCUCAUCUGGAUUCCUCUGAACUAAAUCUCAUUUUAAAUUGCCUGGAUCAGUGUUUUUCAACCCUGGAGCUCGAGGCUUACUGCCCUGCAUGUUUUUGAUGUUUCCCUGCUUCAGCACACUUUAUUUCAUUUGAUGGUUGAUUGUGUGUUAAAGCAGGGAAACGUCUAAAACAUACAGGGCAGUCUGCCUCGAGGACCAGGGUUAAAGAACACUGGGCUAGAAUGUAAAAUAGGUUGUUAGAAAUAUUUUACAUUUAGGUCAGCAUCUAAAAAACAGUUUCAUUUGACAGUGCAGAAUGUAAUUGGCACUUUAAAAUCUUUCUUGGACCACCGGUGUGGAAAUAAUCAAUCAAGCUUAUCAGCAGAGAAGAGUUGAGGGAUUAAAAACAUUUGGAACAACUUUCAGGGCUACUGAAUUUUACUUGGGAUACUUGAAGCAGUCUUUUUUUCUGUCAGCACCUUCAGUUACUUCUUUAGCAGCUUUUUUCAUACUUUUGUACAGGAAUACAGAACGGCAUCAGUCAGAGAUGUUGGAGGACUACAAAGAAAUAAUUUGUAACCUUAAACGAAACGAAACACACCAAUAUAUCUGCUGUUAAACCUUAAAUUCAAUCAAAGCUGUUUCCUAAGUUUCUAUGAGGUUAAUUGGAUAAUUGAACACAAUAUGUCAGACUUUGCAGGAAAGACAUUAAUUUCAAAUAAUUUACUCAUAUUCAAUAUCGUAUUCUGAGGGAUAAUUUUCUAUAGAUACAAUAAACUCUAGAUGGAUUAAUCUAUAUUGAGAUGGCUUUAGGUUCACAAAUCAGAUUCAUAAUUUAUCUCCAUUUUGGUCUAUUUGACAAAUUGGUAUUUAUUUAUUUUAAAGGUUAAAAUAUGACCUGUAGAUGUCCUCUAACAUCUCUGGCUGCUUGGUCUUUGACAUCUAAUCUUAACUAGGGAAUGCACACAACAUCUUUAAUUUCCUUUUAAAGUGAUUUUCCAUUCCAAAGGAUAUUUUUAUCAUCCAGUUUUAUUCUUAAUUUAUUGAUGUUAAACAUGUUUUAUUUUUUUUUUGCUGUUGCAAGCAGUAUUUAUGCAGAACAGAGCUCAUUUCCUUCCAGGUGUUUCUUUUCUGAAAGACUUUAUGCUUUUUUAAUGAUUCCUGAAAAAGCCUGACCAGAUUUUAAUUUUGAGUAUUUGAGAAACUCACUGAAAUGAUUUGGAAGUAUUAAAGACAGCACAAAUUUUUAGUUAAAAUCUACCCAAAGAUUUUGGUCGACAACAUCAAGUGUUGAGUUUUAUAUUUUCCAGUAUUUAACAGAAUAUGGAAAACCUUUGGGAUGUUGUUGUAAUUCUAAUUGGCUUCAUACCUGUUUUGUUGUUAAAACAGCCAAGGUGGUGUACGAAUACCACAUAUGUUGGUAAACACGUAUGCCUGUCUUAUUAAAGAUGCUGUUAGAAGUGCUUUGAUAUCAUCUAGUGGUCACAUCGUGAACUACAUCGAGUUCAUGGAAGCGGAAGUGCGCACCUGGAGUUUGGCUGAUAAACUCAGUAAAUGGUGUAAUCUCUGAUGUAGGUUGUGCAAUAAAAAAAUAUAGAACUACUAAAGUCUCCUACAACUGAUAUAUCAGACAACAUGUGAUCAAAAUUCUAACAGUUAUUUCUAAUUUUUGGUUUGAAGCUUCUUAGCGACACUAGGCAAUUAGGAAUAAGUAAUACUAGUAUUAAUUAGUGUUAUGUAUAAUUUGGGUAAAUUGUAGAAAUUGUAAAUUCUGCACAUUUAUUUUUAUUAUGCAACACUGAAUCAAGUUAUUACUUUAUGAAUAAAUAAUGAUGAAUAAAUAAUUAAUUACUUAAGUACGUACCCCAUUACAGUUAGUUUUUUUAUUGUGAAAUGGGCUAUAAACUUCUGGAACCAUACAGUAAAGGGGUUUUUCAGUAUUUAGCUGUAUUUGAAACACUGUGGGAUAAGUAACCAAUGGUUGUUGAAAAACAUAUGGUUAAGGUAAAUUUCUAGCAAUAAUUUCUAAUUAUGAAAAAAGGGCUAGGAGCUCUUGGGAAUGUGCAGCAAAGGAAUGUUGCAGUAUUUAACUGUAUUACUAUUAUUUUUAACACUGUAAUGAUAGAAAACAUUGUUUGUUCAAAAACAUACAUUUUGACUCGUUGGAGCAUUAGCAGCGUCAAAUAAUGAACAUAGUUUGUUUCAUUCCCUAAGUGCCUAGUGGUGCUAAUUAGCAUCGUACCUAAAUUUACACUAUGGUAAGUGCAAUUUAAUAAUCUCUUAAUGAAUUUAACACUUGUGUUUUUGACAAACACAAUAAAACACAAUAAAAAAUGUUUUUGUACAAUUGGAUAUAAAUUCAGGCAUUAGGGGUUGACGAAGAAUAUUGGAAAAGCAAGUAUUUAAUUCUGAGGCUGUAAUGUUGUGUGUACAUCACUAUUUCCUGACUUUGUAUUGACUCAGUGUGGGUAAAGCACAAGGAAGAGGUUCUCUGAAACUUUCCUGUAAUUUUUGAGGCCUUAAAUGCUCAGUUUCUAUAAAUUGAAAGUCAGCAUAAUCCUGCAGUAUUUCACCCUUAUUUUGUCAUUGACCUGCUUUGUUUAAAAUAUCUUACUAUUAAUUUAUUCUUUGCAUUACAUACAGUCAGAAACUUCUCCUUUACCUCCUAUUUCACUGUUUGUGCUGACUGGUUGUAAUCAUCUCCUUUUUGCUGGGACAUCUAGUAAUAACUGCUUCAAUGGUGUUUAGAGUUAGAUGGAAGAAAAUCUUUCAAUAUUACUUCCUAAAACUUGAAGGGAUGAGUUUUUUCUUAAUGAAUGAAUGUUAAACAGUCAAUAAAACUGGGCUGGAAUUUCA